Lineus longissimus is the source of this 2966-nucleotide messenger RNA. RefSeq lists its product as uncharacterized. The transcript has 2 exons. The record is from RefSeq and is a predicted model, not a curated record. NCBI's taxonomy places the organism in Eukaryota, Metazoa, Nemertea, Pilidiophora, Heteronemertea, Lineidae. Bases 252 to 2210 code for a protein of 652 amino acids.
UCAACGAGCCAUGACCAGGUUACCGAUAUUCAAACAGAAUAUCACCGUUUGGACUAGAGCUACUGUGAUCAGAUUUCCGUGACAUCUGCAUCCUUAUACCGGAACUGGACUCAUCGUCUGCACGGAAGUCGAAUCUACGCCCAAAAAUUCAGAGGAUGGAAAUUCCAUGUUGGAAUAUCGAGAUUGAAGAAGGGUAACCUUCGCACCAAGUCAGCAUUCACCGCUGAAGACCAUCCACCAAUGCUGCCCUUAUGACGGCUGGAUCGAGUAUGCCGACCGGAAAGACUGCAGCAGAGAUCAAGGCCGGAAUGAGGUCUGAUCGAACGGUCUUCGCCGAGAGAAGGAACCGGUUGGAGAAGGUUCGGAACGACUUCCAGAUGAGGCUUCUUGAUCGUGAAAAAGCGCGGGCUCGCUUUGUUAUCGGGAAGGAGCGAAAAGAACUUGCAAAAAGCUUCCAAAGUGUUCAACAGACAACUGGGCAGAGUGAGUUAGGUAUUCCCGGUUCGUUUCACGAUAAAGAUGUGUGCAGUUCUGAACAUUACCGUUAUGGCGUGGUGAUCAGCAAUCGGCGGUUGAAGCAAUGGAGACGCCAGGAAGAGUUCCUGCAGAAACACGUGACCAAGGAAGAGGUCAAGGACGAAGAAGAACUCGGCGAUCGUCAGAUUGUACUGAAUAAUCUCUUGGCCGAAAUACGCCAGGAAUAUGAUAAUUCAAAUGAAAUCACAGAGCAAAGAACGAGGCCAGUUAAGGAAUUGAGAAUGCCCUAUGCCGCGCAGACUACAAGUUUGGAUGUGUUCGAAAAUUUGCGGGCCGAGGACGAACGCAUAGACAUUGGAAGGCCGGCCACCGCGCCUGUUCAGAGAAUCAGACACCGCGGUGGACCUAUGGUCGUAGAAGCUGAAUCAGUUGAGACCAAGAAAUCGAAAAGUAGUUUUAAUAUUCGACAAUGGGAGAGGCUGAUUACGAGAGAGUAUAUAGAUUCAUUCAUCGGAAGGGAAUAUGAGACCAUAGUUAUGUCCAACGGUUAUGCGAGACCUCACAGCGCGCAUGUCCCGAUACAGACCGAGAGUAAAGCUUAUAUCGAACCAAAAAUUUCGAAUGGUCGGCUGGAAAUGCCCCUGUUUAUUCGAGUCAAUAAACAUUUAUCUGAGGAACAUGGUAUUUUGAAAAUGCGGCCACAUUCUGCUUCGUUGACAGAUGAAUGUCGGAACAAUAAACAUGAUACGAGUAGGCCUAGACCAAAGUCCUCCCCGCUGAAGAGAAAAUCUGCUCUUAAAAGUAACUCAACUGAUACCAUGGCAAGCCCCAAUUCAAACCCUGUGAACUUUAACGAACUCAAACCACUGACACCUCCAAUGACUCCAAGUAAAAGUAGUGUCGCGUUCGAUUUGGAACCAACUGUUCAUGAUUUUGAAAGAGACGAUUCUCAAAUUGCAAAUGGCGGUGAUGCUGACUAUCCGGAUGUCACAUGUGGGCGACAUAGGAAAAGCGGAAUUGCCAUGGCACCUGACAUGGCGGUGAACAGUGAACAUGGUGGAGAGGAUGUGGAUGAAACCAGUCAAGAAAUCAUAGGAACACAGGAAACUAAGAUGGAGGAAACGCGGACAGUUAACGUUGUUGCCGCUGGGAUUACCGAAGAUGGUAGCCCUGAUCCCCUGGAGAAUGAGCGACCCAGUACGGCGGAAAGCAGUCCCGGUUCAAGGAAAACUUCAUCGGCUAUCCGGAAAGUCUCCUUUCGCGAUUCCUAUCGACCCAUUCAGAGAAUGCCACGCGGCUUUCAACAAGACCGGGAUCGCAAGAUCAGUUCCAGCAGCACCGGAAGCAGUGGCAGCCGUCGAGAGUCCAUCGACAUCCUGCGCAAGAAGCACCUCGUAAUCAACCUGGACGUGCGGGGAUCGCUAAACAAGCGUUUGACGAAUGCGAAUCAGACUGAGAGUGCAGGUGAAGAUGAAGAAAUCCGUCCCUCUGGUCCGCCUCAAUGGAGACGGGAACUGCUACGUGAUGCGCCACCCGGACUGUAUUCAGCGGCAGAGACACCAAAGGUACAUUUGACAAUGUCAAAAUCGGCUCGGAAGAAAGAACUUGAGAAAAUGGUCGAGUCGAAUACGUCGAAUUUGAGGGAUAUGAUAAUAUCGGAGAAAGAACGACGGGCUCAGACAAGAAUGAAUAUGCAGAAGUCAAUGGCGGAGUUAGAUUCAAUUCAAAAAUGAUGGUUUGCAUGUAAUGAUAUUUGGACCUGAUGUUUCCACAUACAAUGUACUUCGUCCGGGUUUUCGCUGUGUACAAGGCUCGGUUGUCAUCACUGAAACAUUGGCUCUGUGUAUGCGAGGGUGGCAGUGUUCUUAGUCCUGUUUGGAGCCGUGAGUGACGUUGUCUUCAGCAGUCGGGUGCUGAACAACGACGGAGUCAAAUCUGGUCCAAAUUACUGAAAAUAUGACAUUUCACCAGAAGCUCUAGUUGCGGGAAGCACUGGGCUGACCCUGUAGAAUGAAAAGCUUUAGUUGUAACUGUGAUAAACCUUGUUGGUGCUACACACUAGUCCUUAGUCAGUGUUUGGAUUAUUUUACUGUGAUCUAAUGUAUAGUGGAUAUGGCAACAUUGCGCCAAUCGCCGAUAGUGCGUCCCUGUUAUACAGGUUUCGCAACCCUUCCGUAAAGCUACGAACGACGAAGUACACACAGCGUAAAUGAAUAUUGGGCACCCGGCGCCUCCCGGUGUAAUGGGAGUCAGUACGGGCAGAGAGAACAUCCUGUGAUCUGCUCGCAGGAUGGUUAAUCGACUUUCGUACUUUACGGUAGCCGGAGGAAUCAGAGACUAUGUAAUACAUUUUUGUACUUCGUGCUUCGCCGUUCGUACCUCUUCGUAUGGUUACGAAGCCUGCCUCCAGGAAGGGGAGCGUAAAAUGACAUGACUUCAACGAUCGAUUAUAUGCGAAGUGAUCAUGAUUUUAAUAAAAACGUAUUCAA